This is a messenger RNA of Cylindrotheca closterium, 1572 nucleotides long. Lineage: Eukaryota; Bacillariophyta; Bacillariophyceae; Bacillariales; Bacillariaceae. The record is from the annotation of a GenBank genome assembly.
AUGAAAUUCACAACCGCUUUCCUCAUCAUCGCUUGCGCAAAUGCUUUUGCACCCACCAAUUACAUGGGACGAACAAUCCCAUCCGUUCAUGUCAACUCUGCUCUUCCCAUUGCGGACGGCGAGUUUGAUUUUGAUGUUGCCAUCAUUGGUUGUGGCGUUGGAGGUCAUGGAGCGGCUCUUCACAGCAGGGCUCAAGGCCUUUCCACCGGAGUUUUCGCUGGAGGUGAUGUAGGAGGAACUUGCGUCAACCGUGGAUGUGUUCCGUCGAAGGCUCUACUAGCUGCCAGUGGUAGAGUUCGCGAAAUGAAGAACUCUCAUCACCUCGAGAGUCUUGGAAUCGAGGUCGAAGGAGAAGUCAAAUUCUCUCGUCAAGGCAUUGCAGAUCACGCCAAGAAUCUCGCGAACCGUGUAAAGGGAAACCUAGAAAAUAGUCUUGUUGGAUUGGGUUGCGAUGUCAUUGAAGGGCGCGGUAUGUUGACUGGUAAACCUCACGAAGUUAAAGAUAGCUCAACUGGAAAGAUCUAUACCGCAAAGGAUAUCAUUCUUGCCCCAGGAUCAAUUCCGUUUGUUCCGCCAGGAGUUGAGGUUGACGAGAAGACUGUGUACACUUCCGAUGGCGCACUUGAGCUUCAAUAUGUUCCAGAGUGGGUCGCCAUCAUUGGCUCUGGAUACAUUGGUCUCGAAUUUUCAGAUGUGUACACUGCGUUGGGAUCUGAAGUGACCUUCAUCGAAGCUCUGCCCAAUAUUAUGCCAACUUUCGACCGGGAGAUCGCCAAGCAAGCAGAGCGCCUUCUCAUUCGUGAUAGACCCAUUGACUACAGAACUGGGGUCUUCGCCGCCGAAGUUACUCCUGGAAUUCCAGGAGAAAAGCCUGUAACCAUCAAAAUGAUCGAUGCCAACACCAAAGAGCACGUUGAAACCAUUGAGGUAGACGCCGCCAUGGUUGCAACCGGAAGGGUCCCAAAUACAAAGGAUAUGGGUUUGGAAGACAUGGGAAUCGAAACUCAGCGUGGUUUUGUUGCUGUUAAUGAAAAGAUGCAAGUCUUGACCAAGCAUGAAGAUGGAGAAGUUAUUCCCAAUGUAUACUGCAUUGGAGAUGCUAAUGGAAAAAUGAUGCUUGCCCAUGCAGCUUCUGCCCAAGGUAUUUCUGCCAUUGAGAACAUUGCUGGCCGCGAACACAUCGUUGAUCACAACGCAAUCCCAGCUGCGUGCUUCACACACCCCGAGAUCUCCAUGGUUGGACCAACUGAAGAGCAAGCAAUCGAAAUGGCUGGGAAGGAAGGGUGGACUCUAGGUAAGAGCCAGGGGAGUUUCCGAGCUAACUCAAAGGCUCUUGCCGAAGGCGAAGGAAAUGGAAUGGCAAAAGUUCUCUUCAAGAAGGAGACAGGGCACGUUGUUGCGGUGCACAUCAUUGGUCUUCAUGCUGCUGACUUGAUUCAAGAGUGUGCAAACGCUGUCGCGGCAGGAACUACCGUGCAGGAAUUGAGUAUGAUGGUUCACACUCACCCUACGCUUUCAGAAGUCAUGGACGAGGCUUUCAAAAGUGCCGCUGGAGUUGGAGGAGGUCAUUAA